Molecule: messenger RNA, 1044 nt
Organism: Neltuma alba
Lineage: Eukaryota; Viridiplantae; Streptophyta; Magnoliopsida; Fabales; Fabaceae
Product: high mobility group B protein 1-like
Exons: 8
Coding region: 132-638 (168 amino acids)
Source: RefSeq, a predicted model, not a curated record
CUUUCUCUUCAGUCUUCUCUCAGGUACUUUCUUCCUUUGAUUCUGGCCUGUGGGUUUCUGUGUGGUUUUGCUUCGCGUUCAAGCUCCUCUUUUCUUCCUCCUCCUCCUCAUCUUUUCCAAGAACUUCAACAAUGAAGACUGGCAAAGGGAAGGGAGCUGUAAAGAACUCUAGGGAAUCGUUGAAGCCUGUCGAUGAUAGAAAGGUCGGAAAGAGAAAGGCUGCGGCUAAACCUGACAAAAGUAGUAAACGGAUGACCAAGGCCAAGAAAGAUCCCAACAAACCAAAAAGACCACCCAGUGCUUUCUUUGUCUUCCUUGAGGAGUUCAGAGCAACCUUUAAGAAGGAAAAUCCUACUGUGAAGGCAGUAUCAGCUGUUGGGAAAGCCGGAGGAGAGAAAUGGAAAUCCUUGUCUGAGGCUGAGAAAGCUCCGUAUGAAGCCAAGGCUGCGAAAAGGAAAGCUGACUAUGAAAAAAUUAUGAAUGCUUAUAACAAAAAGCAGGCAAGCACUGCAGAUGAUGGAGGUAAUGAAUCAGACAGGUCCAAAUCUGAAGUUCAUGAUGAAGAUGAAGAGGAGGCACACCAAGAGGAAGAGGAGGAGGAGGAUGAAGAAGACGACGAAGAGGAGGAUGAUGACUGAAAUUCAUGCUUUCAAUUUGAAUAAUGUUGUUUCAUUGGUGGAAGUCUAUUAUAUAUGUUGUCUGUGCAUACUAGGAGGAUACUUCUGAAUGUUUUGUGCAGAUAGAGAAGAACUGAACUCGCCUUUCACUUGAGCUUCCCUCAGGUGUUACUUAUUGUACUCUAAUGUUCCCUUUUAAGCUUGUAGCCUGAAAUGUGCUGGCGUCCGAAGUAACAUAUUUUCCCUUUUUGUACGAAAGGAAGUUGAUAUGUAUGAAACACACCAUUUUCACUUCACACAAUGUUCAUCUAGUGAUAAAAGUUACUCCAUAUUUCAGCAUAUAAUCCAUUAAAGUCCUGUUUGGCAAUACUGCCAAAGAUUGUUUCCAAUGUAAGACGUUGUUAAUUGGAUCAUUUUGUUGAGGUUU